Syngnathoides biaculeatus (alligator pipefish) is the source of this 2523-nucleotide messenger RNA. RefSeq names its product cholesteryl ester transfer protein, plasma (gene cetp). NCBI's taxonomy places the organism in Eukaryota, Metazoa, Chordata, Actinopteri, Syngnathiformes, Syngnathidae. The record is from RefSeq and is a predicted model, not a curated record. The transcript is spliced from 20 exons. Gene Ontology annotation, biological process: triglyceride transport; triglyceride metabolic process; phosphatidylcholine metabolic process. Bases 240 to 1754 code for a protein of 504 amino acids. Gene Ontology annotation, cellular component: high-density lipoprotein particle. Gene Ontology annotation, molecular function: triglyceride binding; phosphatidylcholine binding; cholesterol binding.
CUUAUCUCCACAAGGCAAAGCUCAAGUUCAACAGCUGUAAGAUUCUCUGACAGAUAAAGAAGAUUACAAGUAGGUUAAAAUUUCCAAGCUGAAGUGGCCUCAGCACGAGUUGUGGAAUUGACAAAAGAGUCUGUGAAUCUGAACAAGCCUUGAACCCGAAUUUGCGGGUGUGGUGACAUCAAUCCAAACAAACCACAAAGAUUAGAGAGUCAAAGAGAGUGGAAGUGUCCUCUUGGGAAAUGACUCAAAGGAUCCCUCCACUGAUACUCCUGCUACUGCUGUUUUCUUCGUAUGGAUCAUCUGAUGGAUGCCUUCAGGAUCCUGCCCAAGCCUACAGAUUCACUGGAGCCGUGUGUCGUCUCACGUACCCUGCAGCUGUAGUCUUGAAUGAGAAAACCACCAAAGUGAUCGAGGCAGCAUUCCAGCAAGCCAAAUAUCCUUCUGUCAAAGCUGAGAAUACAGUGCUCUUCAUUGGGAAAGUAUCAUAUGGCCUUGAAAAUUUGGAGAUUCAUAACCUGACAAUCGGUCAGAGCUCUUUUGAGCUUCGUCCGGGUGAAGGCAUCUCCAUGGAGAUAAGCAACGUGUCAGCAGUCUUCACAGGGACCAUCCAUUAUGGAUAUGGAAGUUGGCUCGUAAACGUUGCUCAAUCAAUCGAUUUUGAGAUUGAAUCACAGAUAGACCUUGGAAUCAACCCCAAACUGUAUUGUGGUAAAGGGAAGGUAGCAGCAGACACAUCAUCUUGUUACUUGAACUUUGACAAGCUGCAUUUACACCUACAGGGAGAGAGGAAACCAAACUGGCUUAAGAAGCUCUUCACUGACUUCAUCACAUUCACUGUCAAACUAGUUAUCAAGGGACAGAUUUGUAAGGAGAUCAACAAAGUGGCAAGCAUAUUAGCCGACUUUAUACAGGAGAGAGCAGAGCAGUUCCUCAGUGACGGUGACAUCAGAGUAGAUAUUGGUGUGACCGCUCCUCCCACCAUCACUGCUAACUACAUAGAAUCAUACCACAAGGGGCUCACAACUUAUAAUGACUCUUCUGCUGUUAUUAGUGAUUCAACUUUCAACCCCAGGCAGGUGACUGAGAACAGGAUGAUCUACUUUUGGAUCUCAGACCAGGUUUUAAACCCUUUGAUGACAGCUCUCCACCAAGAUGGUCGCUUCCGGCUCAACAUCACUGGAGCAGAAUUGAUGGAACUUCUCAAGACAAACAUCUCCACAAACAUGCCUGAUUUUUUUAGAAAGUGCCUUGCAGAAACAAGUAAUUCAGAAUUACGCCUGUGGAGUUCAUCUGUGCCUUACAUGAACACUUCCACACUUGGGACAACUGUCUGGGCUGAGGCCUCUGCCCAUCUGUGGUGCAAAGGUCAAGAAACUCUCUUCUUUCAAGCGUUCAUCACCACUACUGUCACAGCUUCUUAUGAGAACAAACACCUCUUGCUGGACGGCAAACCUUUAGAGAUUGUUGUACUACAGGCUGAUUUAUACCAAAAUCCUCUGAAGGAUCAAGCACAAUUGAAUUUCAUACAAGAAGCAGUGGUGAAGAUGGGCAUCCCCAAGGUGUUGUCUGUACUUGAAACAGAGAUAACCAGGCUGUUGGACAAACAGGGAGCAUACUUAUUCGACAUCUACAACCCACAAGUGACUCCUCAGGAUGGAUUUGUGAUAAUACAGAUGGACUUUGGUUUUCCUCAUCACCUCCUUGUUGACUUCCUCAAAAAGACACUACAGCAAACAAGCCAACUUCAACAAUAAAGUGUCAAAUUUGACAAAACUUUGGGUGCUGUAGGUGUCCAUUGGUGAUUGGGUCCUGAGAAAAGUCAUCAAGAGGAAGUCUUGGUCCUCACCUCGCUGCACCAAGAACAGCUACACCAGACCUGCCUGGGCUGCUGUGUAAUCGCACUUGAUAGGUUCAGAUUGGUUCAGAAAUGAGCAACGAUGUUCACCCACUGUUUAUUUAUUUAUUUAUCUAUUUAUUUAUUUAUUAUUAUUAUUAUUAUUAUUAUUAUUAUUAUUGGUCCUGGUUCACCUCUAGACCUUGGUAUUUUGUUAUGAUGAAGUUCCUUAUACCUAUAAUUACAGUUCUGGGUUUGUUCUGCCUUUUCAUGAUGUGGAUAAUCGCACGUUUGAAAUCUAUGAUGGUUCGAGCAAGGUCAAAUGUUUUUGCGAACUAUGCCCUUCUACAACAAGUAGACCCUGAUUAUAUUCAGCUACAGCCAAAAGGAAACUUUUGAUGCCUUUUAUACGCUCAAGUCUAAAUGAUGAACUUUCUGAAAAUGCAACAGGAUUCUGAUGUCCCCACUCGUAUUUCCAAAAUGAUAAACAGGAGGGAAAUAUUAAACAAAUCAUUCAUGUGUUCUCAUUUUGUACAUACUGUAGUUGGUUUCCACAUCACCACCUAGCUUCUACCUUUGAACUCAUUGUCUUGAAAACAGAUGUCAUCAAUCAAACAGAUGUAAUCAAUCAGAUCUAGUCAAUCAAACGGUCACAUCAUGUGAUUUAUGUGAAUAAAAAGAAGCUGCAA